GCGGCGCUGGGCGCGCUCAGUAGGCUAGCAGCAACCGACCACGACGGACGGUGUGCGGUCCGUCUGCGCUGUGACUGAAAACUAGCAAAAUCCUUUGGCUGUCGAAGGAAAAAGUGUUCUUAUAUUUUAAGCGUAAAAUAAAAGUCACGUUGCCUUCGAUCAACAAAGUGGAACAUCAAACAGUGUGUGAAAAAUCAGUGUCCUUCCCGUGAAGUGUUGUUUUUUGUGAAGAAAAGAAAAGUUUUUUCUGUUUUACAACAGACACAACGAGUGACAAGUGAUUUUGUUUGAAGUGCUUUGGAAGACAAAGGAUUAACAAAAUAACGGAAAACGGCGCAGUUAUGUCAGCUGCAGUCAUGUCGACUUCGGCGGUGUAUGAUUUUGGAGACACCCUCUUAAAGAACCACAGCAGCUCGGCGGUCCGCCACCAGCACAGCCACAACGUGAGAUGGGGUGAGGGCCGCGUCACCAACGCCCUCGACUACCAGCGAGAGAGCCUCAGCAGACGCGCCUCCAACCCGGUGCACACCUUGCACACCGUGCAGCCCGGCCUCCAGCAGGGCCUGCAGCAGGGACUUCCGCAAGGUCUGCAACAGGGCCUCCAGCAGGGACUCGCCCUCAACAUGGCGCAGACCCUCGUGAUCCAGCUCGACACCCAGCAGCCACAGCAGCAGCAGCCGCAGUCGCCCCCCGCCCCCGCCACGCCGACGGCCGCCGUCCCCGCCGCGCACCGCAAGCUCGACCGCAGCCACAGCGAGCCCGCCAACCCCGCGUCGGCGUGCAAGUCUGCGGCCGCGGCCGCCGCCGCCGCUGCCGCCAACAUCAACACCUCGCGCUACAAGACCGAGCUGUGCAGGCCCUUCGAGGAGUCGGGCUCGUGCAAGUACGGCGACAAGUGCCAGUUCGCGCACGGCGCCCACGAGCUGCGCACGCUGGUCCGCCACCCCAAGUACAAGACCGAGCUGUGCCGCACUUACCACACUAUCGGCCUGUGCCCCUACGGCCCCCGCUGCCACUUUGUGCACAACGACGAGGAGUGCCAGGACCAGGGCCCUCCCGGUCGCCAGGGUCCCCAGGGACUCCCUCAGGGACACCCGCAGGGGCACCCGCAGGGGCACCCCCAGGCCCACCACGGCAAGCCCGGUCUGCAGCAGUCCGCCACGAUGCCCGCGCUGCCCGCCCUGGCGCGCCCGAAGGCACUCACGCUGGCCACCGGGCCCCCGCACUCGCCCGCCCACACCUAUCUGGGCGGCUCCACGGCCGACUCACCCUCGCCGACGUCCAGCCUGAGCCAGUCGCCCACCAACUCGCACCGAUCCUUCUUCAUGUCCUCAGAGGACGUGUUCAGCUCGGUGUCCCCCACGCCGACCUCGGCGCACGCCAACACUGCGUUCUCGUUCGGCCAGGACUUCGCCGGACUGGUGCAGUCGCCCGGGCCGAUGCCCAUGCCCGGGCAUCACGUGCCGUGCGGCAGCACCGGCUCUGGCAGCUCCCGAGACUCGCCCUCUCCUCCUGGCUCGCCCUUCCGCCUGCCCAUCUUCAACACCCUGUCCAACCAGGUUAUGAAGAUCCGCCUGGAUGUGUAAAUCCCGUCGCCCCUCACCCCUCCCUUCCUCCCCCUCUCCUCUCCCUUCCCCAUCCAGCACAGCACUAUUUAUGUAGAGUAAAGAAGAGCGGCCCGGCCUCGCCUGGGAUCUCUUGAGGUAGCCCUUUGCUUCCCGAACUCCACGUUUGCUCAAGUCCACCAUCACUAUGGCCUGCCUUUAUCUUCGGGAUUGGUGUCGUUUCUUCUUUGUUUCCAUAUGUAAUUUAUUUGUAUAUCUUAAGAGUUUUGAUUGAAAGGUGUAAUCGAUUGAACCUGUGAGAAUAAUUAUAGUUGACGUUUCCUUUUUUGUUUGUCGAAAACCACCUUGACCAAUGUUUUUCAAUUGAGUAAAUUAUCAUUUUAUGUUAUUUAUUAUUUUACUUAUGAGUUUGAAUGAAAGUCAUAUGUUUGUUUUUUGUUUUUUUAUUAUUAUUAUUACUAGUGCGCUAAAGGGCAUUUUCCUUUGUUUUGUAAUGCUCCAAUCAUGGAAACCAUCAGGGACUAAACGUCCGUGUAGAAGGUACCUUAGUCCAGUAAUGCCUAAACGUGAUGUGAUUUAAUUUUUAAAAUAAUCUGGUUAAAGUACUUUAUAAUAAUAGAAUUGUACAUAAGUGAAAUAAGAAACAAAGUUAACCAAGUUGACCACAUUGUCAUUAACUUCAACAAGUCUUAUUGUUUAGAAUUUUCUUUUGAGUGUAAAUUGCUGCACUUUCCAUUCCAUUAUAUUCCACUGCUACACAUUCGACUUAUAUAAGUACAUUCAUCCAUGAUAACUUGAAAGACUGUCAACAUGAUAUUUCCUCAAAGUAUUGAAAGCUUGAUUUCCUUUAUUUUCAUCUAUAAAGCCUUCUUUAUGGAUCCAAGAAGCUCCUAAGCAAUAAGAUUAAAUGCUCACCACUUGCGGUUCAUAUUUGUGAUGUAUUGUAGCAGCAUCCUUUGACUUCUUAAUUAUGAAAAUCAACUGUGACGCUUUCAUGCUUGUCUUUCAUUGUUAGUAUGAAAAGUAACUGAAAAGUGCCUCAAGUUUUGUGAUUCUGAUGUAUAUUUUAAUUUAUGUUUUGUGAACUGUUUUGGAACGAAUUCCAUAUGGUCCCUUUUGUGUUGUUUUUGCCCUCACUAUUUAUGAUUGCGUUAUGUCACUACUUGAUCCCUAUUUCUAUCAAUUAUGUUUUAUGGAGUGCACUGACGAAGGAUGUAGUUACUUGGGGAGGCUUGUCGGUCAUGGUGUAGCAAGACAGUGUGGGCCAGUAUUGAUGGAUAUCUGUCUGAGACCACUCAGCCUUUGCACAUAGCCUUUGGCUUUAUACCUGUAGUCACUUGAUGUAACUUGUAUAUCGCCAAUAUUGUAUUCAAUGAAGGAAAUUUUGCUUUGAAGACAGAGGAGCCAAUGUUAUCUUAUGUGAUUGGUUCUGCACAUAUAUUUUUUUUAAAUUUAUUUUAUAAAUGUUAAUUUAUGUAUGAUUGUGAGGUCCAGACGGUGAGUCUGGCGUACUAUCUUGCUGAAUCAGGUGCCGAAUAUUACCUUACUUAGAUAAUGCAUAUUUUAGACAGGACAACAUCUGCGUGUCGCUUCAGUCUUUGCACUUCCUUUUUUUAAUUUUUAUCUGUUGAAUUAUUUAUUGAGGGGCGCCAGUUGUAUUUAUUGUGGUCGGCGCGUUGCUGCGCGGGUUAGUCAUGGGGAAGUAGCCAAACCCGUUUCUCAUACAGGUCCAUGAGAUUUUCCCCCCUUUUCUUUAUUUAAACUUUUUUUUUCUAAAUCUCCUAAUUCCAGAGCGAAACCGUCUUAGCAAUAUCUGGUUAGGACAGCAGAGUGCCGCGUUCUGCUGCCUCAGAGCACCCUGAUGUGCUUGUAGCCGAAGGGUUUUGUAUCACAGCUUCGGUUACGGUUUCGCUCUCUUCGGGUUCCUUCGGUUCUUGAACCUUGCGCGUUCGGGGUGGGGCUUCGGCACGGUCAUCAUCUCUUUCGCGAAAGGUUUCGGUUUCCGGUUGGGUUGGUAGAAAAUUCUUGCUUUCAGUUUUGUCUAUAAGAAAAAUGUACUAUUUUUACAUAAAUAGUUUCCCUGUCUAUUUAGUCAAGUUUGUAUUUAAUGUGUGGUAACUUAUUUAACAAGUAUUUAUCACUUUUUGUUUUGGACGAUCGUGCAAAGACACCUUGUGUAUGUUUAUUAUUUGUUUAUAAAGAAUAUGUACCAUUAAAUUAUAUUAUUUUAUAAAUCUUGAUAAAAUCGCAUGGAAAAUGGUAUUACCUUGACAAUCCAAUUUUGUUUCAUUUUACUGUCAGCCAAUGCACAUUAAUUGAAAAUUGUGUGUUGCAAUUCUUUGGUUACUUGUAAAAGUUUUAUCUUUUUGUCAGUUGUGCGAAUCAAAUUAUUUUAUAAUUAAUUACUCAUAUACACAGUAUGAAGAAUCGAAGAUGUUGAAUAAAAUCCAUUUUCCAUUGUUUUCCAAUCAAA
Frankliniella occidentalis (western flower thrips) is the source of this 4038-nucleotide messenger RNA. It is a transcript of the gene Tis11, whose product is annotated as mRNA decay activator protein ZFP36L1. The coding region runs from base 342 to 1586 and encodes 414 amino acids. The record is from RefSeq and is a predicted model, not a curated record. Gene Ontology annotation, molecular function: mRNA binding; metal ion binding. The transcript is spliced from 2 exons. NCBI's taxonomy places the organism in Eukaryota, Metazoa, Arthropoda, Insecta, Thysanoptera, Thripidae.